AAAUAUCUUGAUCUUGACACCUGAAAAUUGUAUUAACUUAUUCGAUCAUUUGUUUCGACAAUCAUUAUUUUCGACCUCAUACAAACCACAAACAUCUGUAGUCCGAUAUUUAUAUAUUAUCGUUUCUAGAUGGGUGUUGCCACUCAGUACCUGGUUCUAGAUAUUUCUCAACGAAAAUUAGUCAGACAGUUAGGCGCCUGCGGCUACUAUUGAUCCGAUGUAGUUGUGUAGAGUCUGUGGGUUAGUGUCGAAAAGCAAACGAUGAUGACAAAUAAAUACAGCAUUUAUUUUAUACUGUAAAUAGAAAGUGAUUUAGUUAACAGUGAGAAUAAUUAUUUUAUCCAAAAGAUGUGCAUAGAUGGGACAUGUUGCUGUAUGCAGGAAGAGACAGGGUGUCUCAUAUUAUUGGCUUUUAUUAGUACUAUCCUUUCGGGCCUGGUGAUCGUAUUCUUUGUGGGUUUAAUUUACUAUCUCAAUUACAUCUUGGGCUUCGGUGGCGACCCAAUAAGUUAUGGGUUUCUUCAAAUAUAUAACAUGUUCUUCAUCCUUGCUAUUUGUUCAAUAACGUUUUUAUGGGUUUUUACGUUGAUUCUGCUGUAUGGGGCUGUGAAGAAAAAGGAGGAUUAUCUAGAAGCCUACAUCGCUUGCGGAACAUUACAAACUGUUUUUGUACUGUCCUUAUAUCUGUUUUUUUCAUUAUUGUGCAGUUUUCGAGGUUACCAUGGCUAUGGUAUUUAUUUACUUCUUUCCAUGGUGUCAAUCAUACCAGUAGGUUUGUGUUCUGGUCUAAUUUUAUAUGCAGUGCGUGCUACAUCCCCCAAACUCGACAGAAGUUUACCACAGCCGAAAUCAAAACCAGAAGAGACUAUCGUGUAAGCAGUGGAAGCGAGAGCGUUUAUUUUGGUCUAUUUAACUGCAUAAUAUGAUAAAUUGUUGUCAUUUAAACUCCUGAAGGAUUUGUGAUUUAUAGGAGUAGGUUAAGGAGUAUUCCUUAGCGUUUUCCAUACAAAUGUCAAUUUUGAUAUUCAUGAGCUUCUAUGUAUUCAAAACCUAUAUUACUAGUACGAGUAUAUAUAUAUAUAUGUGCUUAUAUUAUCAAGUGUUGAUAAAAUAGUUUUUAAUGAUAUUUAUAGACGCAGACAAUUAAAUUAUUAUAUCUUAAGAAACGAGUUCUUAAAUUAU
This is a messenger RNA of Zerene cesonia (dogface butterfly), 1182 nucleotides long. RefSeq lists its product as uncharacterized. NCBI's taxonomy places the organism in Eukaryota, Metazoa, Arthropoda, Insecta, Lepidoptera, Pieridae. The record is from RefSeq and is a predicted model, not a curated record. The transcript is spliced from 5 exons. Bases 349 to 876 code for a protein of 175 amino acids.